AUGAAAGACACGGUGCAGGUUUGUGGGCUGUGUGCAGGGUUUUUGGGGUGUGUGACUGCCGCCGCCUCGCUGCAGGUCCAAGCCUGGAAAGAGUCGAGCAAUGAUGGCAGCGCCAUCAUCACCUCUGAUGUAUACGAGAACCUGUGGAUGUCCUGCGCUGGGGACUCGACUGGCAUCUACAACUGCUGGUAUUUUCCAUCCUUAUUCGCCUUACCAGGUUAUAUUCAGGCGUGCCGUGCACUCAUGAUCACCUCCAUCGUCUUGGGGACGUUUGGUGUCUUCUUUACGCUGGUCGGCAUGCAGUGUUCCAAAAUUGGAGGAGAGAACUACGUAGUGAAGGAACGAAUCGCUGCCCUUGGAGGAGUAUUCUUCAUUCUGCAGGGUUUGUGUACGAUGAUUGCCGUAUCGUGGUACGCUUCCAACAUCACACAGGAGUUCUUCGACCAACUUUAUGAUGGAAUCAAGUUUGAGCUUGGAGAUGGUUUGUAUAUCGGCUGGUGUUCUGGGACACUCGCUCUGAUCGGUGGCUGCUGCUUACUGUGUGUGUGUAGAAACGACAGCAAAGAGAAAAUGAGAGUGGCAGCACACACUCCCUCGACUGUGUCCCGAAUCUCUCACACGCUCUCCACACAGCAAAGAAUCAACUCAUAUGUCUGA
Messenger RNA from Neoarius graeffei (lesser salmon catfish), 657 nucleotides. It is a transcript of the gene cldn15b, whose product is annotated as claudin 15b. The record is from RefSeq and is a predicted model, not a curated record. Gene Ontology annotation, molecular function: structural molecule activity. Gene Ontology annotation, biological process: cell adhesion; bicellular tight junction assembly. The transcript is spliced from 5 exons. Gene Ontology annotation, cellular component: bicellular tight junction; plasma membrane. Lineage: Eukaryota; Metazoa; Chordata; Actinopteri; Siluriformes; Ariidae. The coding region runs from base 1 to 657 and encodes 218 amino acids.